AUGGCAAAGACAUCUAAUGGCAAUAUGAACUCAGAAUCAGAAGAAUAUGCUCGAUAUGUUGUCCAGAUUGAGGAGGAGGCAAAACUUUCAAAACGAAUACUAAGAAAUACGCUCCAUUCUAUAACUCAACUUCUUAACGCGGAGAAGGAACCGCGUAAUCUAAUGAGGCUUUUAGAGAAAUCUAAAGGAUUCAUUGGAGUAUUAGAGUUCGACAAUGACCUAGUUCAACCUUUAUAUCCAGAAGAAACCCACAAUUGUUGGAGCCUUGUAGUAGUAACAUUGACAACAAUUGCCAUUGCACUUCCUAACAUUGCAAAUGUUCAUAUCAAGGGGCUUCUUGCCGGCAUGAGUGAAGGCCUCAAGAUUGUAAGACAUAUUGAAGAUUGUCUCGACGCAAAUGGUGAACUAGUAAGUGCAAUAAAAUCGGCAAGAAGGGUGUGGAAAGAAGUUGAAGUAUACCGCAAAUGGCUAAAAAUUGAUCUUCAAAGUAACGCUCACAAAGAUAAAACAUCUAAAGAGAUCCUUAAAUGGUUAGGAGAUGAAGGAGAAAAAAUUAUGAAAAUGUUUAAGAGUAGCCGAAAAUCAAGUAUAGAUCAUUCGCCUUAUAAGUUCGUACCUGCAAGUUCCAUGUACAGGAUCAGCACGAGCAUAUUAUCGUACUUCAAUGAACAAGAAAUCUCGUUGAAUGAUGAAGCCCUUUUUGAAUGGAUAUCUACUAUAAUUGCGAGUAUUUUGUUGGCAUGCUUUACCAACUUACCACGUGUCAUAAAAAUGAAGUGUCACCACAAUGCAAUAGAGAAAAGGGGAGAUAACAUCCGGAUUGCAGCCCAACUUCUUGGUAAAUCUAAAGAAAUUCUUAAGAUUCUUGAAGCACGUCCACUCCCUAACAUAGGUCAAGACUCGAUGGCAUACAUUGAUGAGUGGUGUGUACUUCCCAAGAGUCAAAUACCAAAUGGUUGUGCUUCUUCAAAUGAGAUAUACCAAGAUCUUCAUGUUGUAGUGAGUCCAUAG
This is a messenger RNA of Helianthus annuus (common sunflower), 1011 nucleotides long. RefSeq lists its product as uncharacterized. NCBI's taxonomy places the organism in Eukaryota, Viridiplantae, Streptophyta, Magnoliopsida, Asterales, Asteraceae. Bases 1 to 1011 code for a protein of 336 amino acids. The record is from RefSeq and is a predicted model, not a curated record. The transcript has a single exon.